This is a messenger RNA of Tuber melanosporum (Perigord truffle), 1014 nucleotides long. RefSeq lists its product as uncharacterized. Lineage: Eukaryota; Fungi; Ascomycota; Pezizomycetes; Pezizales; Tuberaceae. Gene Ontology annotation, biological process: translational elongation. Gene Ontology annotation, cellular component: cytosol; eukaryotic translation elongation factor 1 complex. The record is from RefSeq and is a predicted model, not a curated record. Gene Ontology annotation, molecular function: guanyl-nucleotide exchange factor activity; translation elongation factor activity. The transcript is spliced from 7 exons. The coding region runs from base 187 to 849 and encodes 220 amino acids.
AAACUUACCCCUCUUCUCUUCUUUUCUUUGGCUUCUCUCGAGAGGAAAUCGUCGUGCCUUGAAAUUCCCAACCAAUCCACCUCGCUUACUACAAAACCUCUUCCUUUCUUUUUCAACCUCACCCUGCACGAGUCCGUUUUUAUUUCAUUUUUUCCGUUCGGUAGAUAAAUACAUCAACUGUACACAAUGGGCUUUCCUGAGGCUCGUUUAUCCGACCUGAACGGCAGGCUCGAGGCAAGAAGUUACAUCGUCGGCUACGCUCCAUCCCAAGCCGAUGUUAUCACCUACAAGGCACUCUCUGGAGCACCCGACGCCGACAAGUUCCCCCACGCCGCGAGAUGGUACAAACAUAUCGACUCCUACCAGAACGACUUCUCCAGCCUCCCUGGUGAUGCCUCUGCUGAUGUCUCUUCGUACAUCCCUGAAUCUACCACUUCUGCCGCUCCUGAUGCUGAGGAGGAAGAUGAUGAGGUUGACUUGUUUGGGUCUUCAGAUGAGGAGGUUGAUGAGGAAAAGGAGGCCCUUACCAAGAAGAGGUUGGAGGAGUAUGCCGCCAAAAAGGCUGGCAAGACUAAGCCUGCGGCCAAGUCUGUUGUCACUAUGGAGGUAAAGCCGUGGGAUGAUACUACCGAUAUGAUCCAGUUGGAGAAGAACGUUAGAGCGAUUGAGAAGGAUGGGCUUGUCUGGGGAGCUUCCACCUUAGUCCCUGUCGGUUUCGGCAUCAAGAAGUUGCAGAUUAACUUGGUUGUCGAGGAUGAGAAGGUCUCUCUUGACGAUCUGCAACAGGAGAUCGAGGGUGAUGAGGACCACGUCCAGAGCACUGAUAUCGCUGCUAUGCAGAAAUUAUGAAGUGCCGGUCGGUGUUCGUCACGGAAGCCGUCUAGACCAUGCCAUAUUUCAGGCGGAGCCUAGAUAGAUGAUCAAAAAAAUUAAAAUUCGCGCGAGCGACCGAACGGGCGAAUUGGGGUUUGAAAGUCUGAAUGCUUGUGACACCGAGAUGAUAUCUAUUGCAAA